Molecule: messenger RNA, 1914 nt
Organism: Theileria annulata
Lineage: Eukaryota; Apicomplexa; Aconoidasida; Piroplasmida; Theileriidae
Product: integral membrane protein, putative
Exons: 1
Coding region: 1-1914 (637 amino acids)
Source: RefSeq, a predicted model, not a curated record
AUGGCUGCAACAAAUUUAGAUUCAGUUCCCUCAAGGCGUUCAUACAAGUUUGAAAUAUCAACGAGUAGAGAACCAUCAACUGAAAACACAAUAUACAAUAGUACACAAAAUGACACAAAUACGCCAAGAACAGGCUCAUAUUACAAUGCAGUAGCGAAGUAUUACACUGGAAUGAACCGUUUUGUACUACUCUUCCUGUACUGUGUCACAGUGGUCAUGUGUUCCAGCAUCUACUAUAACUGGUCCUCGCUCUCAAGACUGCUCAUAAGAGCAGGCAUCUACCAUUGGCACUGCCCACAAAAGUCGUUCAUAGCUAAGCUGGAAGGCCAAAUAAAGUGCAACAAACAGUUUUUAAAGCUGGCGAAUCUACUAGUUCUGACAAGGAGCGUAGACAUGGGAGUUUCUGCCAUAACAGGAUAUAUAGUUGACAGAUUUACCCUGAGAUAUGUGAUGGUAGGAGGAGGAGUAUGUUUCUUUUUCGCAUGGAUUUGCCUCGGGUACAACUCAUCCCACGACUUCCUGAUCAUAAUCGCGUUUAUUCUUUUCGCCAUCUCAGCCUCAUGCGUAAUGAUGGCAACAUUAAACGUAAUGAACCUCUUUUGGGGACACAGAGCACUCCUGAUCUGCUUUACAAUCAGCUUUGCAGAUGAUCUCAGCACUUUUAUUCCUGUCCUGCUCAAUUGGGCCUUUACACUCACAAGUCCCGAUAACUCCAACGUCUUCUUCAGGUACAUGUCCCUCACAGGAAUACCACUUGUCCUCAUUGGCUCGUUCGCAAUGCCGCUUAGAUCCUGGAAUUACUAUAUCAAGGAGUAUUUUAGUUUGUACGGGAGGUCAUUCAGCGUUAUUUCUGGUGGAAGUAAAAAUAAAAAGAGCAUUAGUGGCUCAAGAUCUAGAUCUUGGGGUCUUAACCACACUGGUAGCUCAAAUAUAACACAUACCUCCUAUGAGUCAAAUUAUGACAAUAAGUCGAGUUUCCUAGAUCAAUCAUCUAAUUCAAAGAGCCUUGAACAAGUCGUGACAAACAGCGUUAAUCGUGUCCACUUGGAUAGAGAACUGGAUGAUACUGUUCUGUUGGAUGAAAAGUACCAGGAUCACGUAACACUAUUGGAUGGUAGUGAUGUAGAAUCAGAACAGUUCCAAAGAUUAAGAACGUCUAAAACUACAUCAUCUAGGUCUUCGUACGAAUCGAACCCAGUUUCUACUUUUAUGGACGUUCACAGCGGAGUUGACACUAACACCGUUAAUGAUACGAUACUAAAAAGAGCUGAAAAUAGAGCUUCUCUAUAUCAUAUAUUUAGUAUAAGAUUCCUAUUAAUCCUGUCGUGCUUCACAAUAACUAACUUUACCAAUAUCUUCAUGUCAAAUCUGCUCCUAAAGAACUAUUCAGGAAGAGGCAACGUCCUCCUGACGUCCGAAAUCCUCCUCUCACUGACAUGUAUCCCAGGUUUCAUACUCGGAGUUGUCUUCGACUACUCCGUUAAAUACGUUAAUUUAUUUUUGAAUUUUGUCUCAAUUGUAGCCUUUGGAUUCCUGUUCACAAAGAACCUGACGCUCGGAUACCUCGUUGCACUACUUCAUACCAUAAUCACCUCAGUGGAUGUCACGACUCUCAUCGUUUACGUGGAUCUCAUAUUCCCAAUUGAGUACAUUUGCACAAUCACAGGCGUGGCCUUUUCUCUGGAUGGGAUUUUCUUGCUCUGCUUCACAUGGCUGGACACAUUUCUGCUUGAAACGGAAACCAAAUUCCCAAUCUUCUUUAUAUUCGCACUCCUAAUUAUCAGAAUGAUCUUGAUUAUAGUUUUGCAUAGAAUAAUCGAUAAAGAUAAGACGAAGAAAACAGAUUCUCAACUUACUAGGCAAAGAUCCUCAACACCCACUCCAUCAUCAUCUGUUUCCUCGCAAAUCGUUUAA